This is a messenger RNA of Notothenia coriiceps (black rockcod), 744 nucleotides long. RefSeq names its product forkhead box L3 (gene foxl3). The record is from RefSeq and is a predicted model, not a curated record. Gene Ontology annotation, biological process: cell differentiation; regulation of transcription by RNA polymerase II; anatomical structure morphogenesis. Gene Ontology annotation, molecular function: RNA polymerase II cis-regulatory region sequence-specific DNA binding; DNA-binding transcription factor activity, RNA polymerase II-specific. The transcript is spliced from 3 exons. Lineage: Eukaryota; Metazoa; Chordata; Actinopteri; Perciformes; Nototheniidae. Bases 1 to 744 code for a protein of 247 amino acids.
AUGUUCAAUAACUCCAGCUACCCCUUCAACUGCUUCAACUACGAUGGGGACGGAUACCCCUCCUCCAGCACGGACGAGGAGAAGAAGAUGUGCCGACCUGCGUACAGUGUGCGUGUGUGUGUCAGCUACAUCGCCCUGAUUGCCAUGGCGAUCCAGCAGAGCCCCGAGCAGCGCGUCACUCUGUCGGGGAUCUACGAGUUCAUCAUGAAGAGGUUUCCUUACUACCGCUCCAACCAGAGAGCCUGGCAGAACUCCAUCAGACACAACCUGUCCCUCAACAGCUGCUUCAUCAAGGUUCCUCGCACGGAGGGCAACGAGAAGGGAAAGGGAAACUUCUGGACGUUCGCCACCGGCUGUGAGUCCAUGCUCGACCUGUUUGAAAACGGAAACUUUCGGCGUCGACGGCGCAGGAGGAACAUGAAGAUCGGCUUCAGAGAAUCAGCAGAAAUCUCGUUCCUCCAGCCUCUGGAGAUCCACAGCGAUCAACACUUACCCCCAUCCCGGCGCCCAGAGACCCCCCUCUGCCCUCUGAACCCUGAGAGGCCGAGGCCGGACCCCCUCCUCCCAAACAACACCCAGAAACCAGAAUCAGAGAUCAAGUUCAGCAUUGACUACAUCCUGUCCACUCCGGACCCUCCUCUCCUCGGGAUCAGAUCCUCCCACGGGACCCUCCUCGCAGCCGGACCCCCCGUACACCUCCUGGAGCCCCAACCACAUCUGAACCUGCACUUCUGGACUCUGUAG